Molecule: messenger RNA, 2277 nt
Organism: Sinocyclocheilus anshuiensis
Lineage: Eukaryota; Metazoa; Chordata; Actinopteri; Cypriniformes; Cyprinidae
Product: alpha-ketoglutarate-dependent dioxygenase FTO-like
Exons: 10
Coding region: 143-1897 (584 amino acids)
Biological process (GO): RNA repair; DNA alkylation repair; regulation of multicellular organism growth
Molecular function (GO): ferrous iron binding; broad specificity oxidative DNA demethylase activity; mRNA N6-methyladenosine dioxygenase activity
Source: RefSeq, a predicted model, not a curated record
UAAAAUAACAACACCAGGUUUAUUGUCAUACAAGUUUCAUAUAAUAUCAUAAACAUAGCUAAGAUUCUAUUUAAACCCGCUUAAGAAAAGUGUACACGCUAACGGUACAAUCUAAAGACUACAUCACCCAGCUCUGCGCGCUAUGAAACCGAGGCAGCGUAAACAGUACUUCAGGAACAUGAAAAGAUCGGAUGACAGUGAGAGGGAAAAGAGGAGAAAGAGGCGGAGGCUUAUACAGGAACUGGGAGAGCAGAGGAUUCCCUACCUUUCUCCUGCAGACCCAGGAUUUCAGGAACUGUGGGACUCCAGUUAUGCAGGACUGGCUUUACGACAGUCUAGUGCCCUGCCAGAUGGUCUCCAUGAGAGAGUGCAGUCUGCUUUGAUAACUCUUCAGCGGUGUGGAUGUCUCCUCCGAGAUCUUGUCCGAGUCCGAGACCGGGACAUCUUCACAGCCGUUUCGCGUGCUCUCGUGGGUCAGCCGGGCUACACAUACCGUUAUCUGAACACCCGUCUGUUCACCAUCCCUUGGCACUGUGAGGGAGAAGAAGGCCAGAAAGAUGAGAAAGAGAAACCUUGCUGUGACUCCGACCUGAGGGAUGCUUGCAAAGCAUUGUGGGAGCUCAAUCAGUUCUUUUGCUCAGAUGUGACGCAGCAGACAAAUGCAAGAGGCGUCAAGCGUUCCCGCAGUGACACCGAAAACAGUGAAGACACACCAGGGGAGGGGAUGUGCGAAGAGAGUGUUAAGGACAGGUUACUUGAGAAGAAGCAGGAGAAAGAGAAGAAGGAGGAAGAGGAAGAAGACAGCGGUCAGGGCUGCUCUCAUUCCUCACCUCCUUCAUCCACUCCGCCACCUGAUGUGGCCAGCCUAGUUCAGUUUAACAUGACCCUCAUCAACUACAUGGACCCCACAGCCAUGACCCAGCUGAAGGAAGAGCCCUAUUAUGGAAUGGGCAAGAUGGCGGUCGGUUGGCAUCAUGACGAGAACCUGGUUCCUCUGUCACCAGUUGCUGUCUACAGCUAUAGCUGCCCAGCGGAGCCAAAGAAUAAAGGGGUGACUGAAAAGGAUGGGGAGGAACAGAGUAAAGACAAAGAAAAAGAAACAGAGACAGAAGGUGAAGGAACAAGUAAAGAAGAACUAAAGAAAGAAAGAGAAGGAUUGGAAAAGGAGGAAGUGCAGAAAGAGAAGGCUUGUUGGCGUGUUGGACUGAAGGUGGCCUGGGACAUCCACACACCAGGUCUGGCUUUGCCUCUCCAAUCUGGAGACUGCUACUAUAUGACAGAUGAUCUGAAUCGGACACAUCAGCACUGUGUACUGGCUGGUGACACGGCUAGAUUUAGCUCCACUCACAGAGUCGUACAGUGUUGUACAGGAACGCUGGACUACAUACAGAAACGCUGCUCAGAGGCCUUGAAGAAUUUACACACCGACCCUGAGAAGAACACCAAGAGCCUGAAGUCCCUCCUCCCCUCCACUCUCCAGCACAUUGAGGACAUCCACAACGAGGUGGAGUUUGAAUGGCUGAGGCAAUACUGGUUCCAGGGCCGACGUUACGCUCGAUUCUGCAGCUGGUGGACUAAACCCAUGGAACAGAUGGAGAAAGACUGGAAGGAAAUGGAGCGAAUGACUCAGCUGCUGCUGGAUGUGGUGGAGGAUGAGAACACGGCGCAGGAGAACAGAAGAGAGAUGGCAGACGUUUUACUGAAUGCCCUGACGGACAGACAGCAGCACAGACAGACAUGGAGGGACAGAUGCCAGUCAAGCCUGGCACAGGCCUUGGCUGCUGAGGAAGCACCUGCCGACCAACCCUAUUGGAGUAAUGAAGAUCCUGACAUGCCCCUCCCCUUUGACCUCUCUGAAAUCAUCAGCCGCGUUGAGUCACUUCUCUGGAGGAUGUAAGGUAUUAGCAAAGGAGGGAGAUAAGUGGAGAGAAAGAAUGUUAUGAGGUGGAUGUUAAGAGAUAGAGGCCGGGAUGGAGAUCACAGGUGACAAAAAACAAUACAACACACACCUGUUUAGUUUCUCCUUUCUGGCCCAUCUUUGCCUGAAGACCAACAUUCACCAUUACACACACCACACUGAGACCCACUGGGAUGAAUGGACGGAUAUAAGGAUGGAUACAGGGGUGGAUACGGGAUGCCAUCUGGACUGGGCAUUUUAUUUCCUAUUUCCAUCAGUAUCAUUUACUAUCACUUUAACAGAGUCCGUAGUGUAACAAUGCCCAUGCAUAGACACAUAUCAGUAGUUGCAUAUGAUACCUAUCCAUAAAUAUAUAUAUA